AUGGCUCCACCAGAUCUCCAAGUAAAUAGUUUAUACAUCCUCCUCUUUAAUCGCAACGACCCACCCCAGCCCAACGACUUCCACUGGGGCCUCUACCUCCACCAGAACCCCGUCAGCGGAGGAACAAAAUACCACAUCAAGACCGUCGGUCCCGGUUGGAUCCCUGACCAUGGCACGACGGCCGCCAUCAUGAAGGAGUUCCUGCUCGUGGGUCUCCUACGUAUUGCCGACGUUCCCCGGACCUUCAUCCCCAUCUCGAUCGGAUCUUUCGAUCGCUCGAUGGGGAUCUCAAUCACUCGGCUCAGACGUGUCGAGUGUGGGUUCUAG
Messenger RNA from Penicillium argentinense, 327 nucleotides. RefSeq lists its product as uncharacterized. NCBI's taxonomy places the organism in Eukaryota, Fungi, Ascomycota, Eurotiomycetes, Eurotiales, Aspergillaceae. The record is from RefSeq and is a predicted model, not a curated record. The coding region runs from base 1 to 327 and encodes 108 amino acids. The transcript has a single exon.